AUGGUGAGCCGCGACCCCGCACGUCCGACCUGCAGUCACGCACGUCCGACCUGCAGCCACGCGCGUCCGUGUCCUCGGCGUGCGCCCUGGCCUGGCGUUCCGCAGCCCGGUGCUCCCAGCGCAGGGCGGGCGGGGCGCCGGGCCAGCCAACAGCACGGGGACAAGCGAGAGCCGGACGGACACUGGGCAACUCUGUGCCUCGCGGACGAAAAUCACCUAAACGUGGACAAAGGAGAUCCUAAGAAGCCGAGAGGCAAAAUGUUCUUGUAUGCAUUCUUUGUGCAAACUUGCCGGGAGGAACACAAGAAGAAGCACCCGGAUGCUUCUGUCAACUUCUCAGAGUUCUCCAAGAAGUACUCAGAAGGGUGGAAGACCUUGUCUGCUAAAGAAAAGGGGAAAUUUGAAGACAUGGCCAAGGCUGACAAGGCUCGUUAUGAAAGAGAAAUGAAAACCUACGUCCCCCCCAAAGGGGAGACCAAAAUGAAGUUCAAGGACCCCAAUGCACCCAAGAGGCCUCCUUUGGCCUUCUUUUUGUUCUGUUCUGAGUAUCGCCCCAAAAUCAGAGGAGAACACCCUGGCUUAUCCAUUGGUGAUGUUGCAAAGACCAAUAAACGAAAUUUAAAAAUACUUUUUUGGGUGGAAGGAAUUUCGCAUAUAAGCAAAUGCAAGUAUAUGGUCAAGAUGUAA
Messenger RNA from Microtus oregoni (creeping vole), 687 nucleotides. RefSeq names its product high mobility group protein B1-like. The record is from RefSeq and is a predicted model, not a curated record. The coding region runs from base 1 to 687 and encodes 228 amino acids. Gene Ontology annotation, biological process: regulation of transcription by RNA polymerase II. Gene Ontology annotation, molecular function: DNA binding, bending. Lineage: Eukaryota; Metazoa; Chordata; Mammalia; Rodentia; Cricetidae. The transcript is spliced from 3 exons.